CUUCUUUGUGAUGAAAUGACGACGCGCGCAGAUAGGCGGGAAUUGAGUUGCAUCGAUCAAGGGUCCACAUAGCGACGGAUAUUGACUGUAUGGACAGUAAACAGUCGAUAUCGAUCUAGGUGCCAUCGGCAUCGACAGCGACACUGACAAGCUUCCUUCCUUCACCUUGUAUAAAGGCAAACUAAGGGUACGAUACCUUCAGGUACGAUGCUCCAAAUUAUCCUCGUUUCAAAUUGAGCUCACCCAGAACCGCCCAUUCACAUCAUCUCCUCCCCUUUUAUUAGCGCGGGGCCCAUAACGAAGUACAGCAAAUUAGUGUUGUCCAUCAGCGCCCAUCAGCGCCCAUCAACCAACCCAUCCCCUUGUCCAACUCCCCCCCAGUCACCUCUCACCCUUCUCAUCCCACCCCACAAACAAUCCCUGGUGUUCCUGGCGUACCUAGCAGCAACUCUAGGCUCUCACAUUUCUCCACUGCCAAAACACCCAAACACACCCAAUCUCCCUCCCGCGCUCCCUAAUCUGUGCUCCCAAUCUGCCAAUCUUGGGUCACCGCCGCCAAAACACCAUACAACAACCACACUCUUUCUUCCUCUUCUUCUCUUCUCCCUCUUCUUUCCUCUCCUCACCUCUUUCCUCUUUUACCACCAUCUCUUGACUUGUUGGGUUACUCAACGUCCACUCCUUGUUCUACAACUUCCUUCUUCGGUCAAGAAGAUUCACUGUCCUUUUUCUAUAACACUCCUUUGCAUUACCCACGUCUCCGGACUUACUCAGAUCUCCACGAUCGAUCGCUAUUGCCCGACUGGAUCGAUUCCAGCAGCACCAUUCACUCGAAUUAUCGAUCCUUCCCUCGAGAAGAUAACAAUCACUUGUACUGCCAGUUCAGUCAAGCAGAAAAUCGCAAGUCGAUCGAAAUUCACUCAGUAGCUUAUCACCAGCAAACAACCACAAAUUGCUCUCAUAGCUACCAUUUACGACCUCAAAAACCAAAUAGCUUUAGCAAGCGCUGAUCUGGGAUCAAGCACGCACGUCAACACCUAACGCAUACCCACGAUACUUACCAAGAAUCAACAUGCGCUCUUCAGCUAUCGUCCUCGCGGGGUUGUCCGCCCUCGCCCUUGCCGCUCCCGUCCAGAAGCGCGCAUAUGUCACCGACGUCGUUAUCGACUACGUGACCGUCUUCGUUACUGAAGGCCUCUCUACUACCAAGACCAGCUCCAGCGUCGUCCCAACCACCACCUCGACCCCGCCUGUCGUGACCCCAACUAUUCCCGCACCGGUGCUCACCGAUGCCAUCUUCCUCGAGAGCACCACCCCGCAGCCAAUCCCAACCCCAACCCCGACUCCGGAGCCAAUCGUCGAGACCCCGACACCAACCCCCACCCCUGAGGCACCCGUCACAACCCAGGCUCCCCAGCAAGCCGUCGUAGUUGACACCACCCCCGCCGUGACCACCCCAGUCGUCCAGGAGACACCAGUCCAGGCCGCCCCCGUUGUGCAGACCACCGCCGCCGCUGCCCCCGUCGCAUCCCCCGCCGGCACCGACUACAAGAGCGCCGUCCUCUUCCACCACAACGUGCACCGCACCAACCACUCCGCCCCGGCCCUGACCUACAGCGACGAGCUCGCCGGCUACGCCGCCCAGCUCGCUAAGACCUGCGUCUUCAAGCACGACACGAGCAUCGGCGGCGGCGGCUACGGCCAGAACCUCGCGCAGUCCGGCAGCUCGGGCGACGAGAAGUCCCGCGACCCUGCCACUAUCUCCGGAGGUGCCAUCUCCAACCAGUGGUAUAACGGCGAGCUCCCGCUCUUCGACCCCUCCAUGUACGGCCAGAACGACCCGGACAUGUCCAACUUCCACAGCUGGGGCCACUUCAGCCAGGUCGUCUGGAAGGGCACCGGGACCGUCGGAUGCGCAACAGUGUUCUGCGAUACCGGCAGCCCGAUGUUCUCCGCGCCCUUCUCCGGAUGGUACACCGUCUGCAACUACGGCAGCCCUGGAAACGUCGGUGGCCAAUACGCAGCCAACGUCCUCAAGCCCCUCGGCAAAUCCGCGGUCGUCGGCUAAACGCCCCCUUUUGCGCACAUUCCUCUUCUUUCCCAAGAACGCAGUACGCACAGAGAGUCGUCGGAUAUCAACACAUUUUUACACCCCCUUUUCGCUCUUCGCUUCUUUCAGCAUGCUCCGCGAGCGUGCUACGCAACUUGAUUUUUUUCCUUCAGCGGGCGGCAGACGGUUGGGGGCUGAUCGGGUAUCAAUCCCACAUCCACUGACGCGCGUCGCGAGCAUUUAGAAAUCCUGCAUUGGUGUGGCUUGGUGGUUUUGAGGACGACGAUGCCCAGGGCGGCGCGUCUUACCUUUUUUUGUAUCUUCACUUCUGGACCAUUCUUUACGGCCAUUGACGGCCUGUACCUCAUGACAAAAACAACUCUGGUGCAGGACGGCCUGAGCGGCUGGCAUACAACGAACACACCUUUUUAUCAUUCAAAAAUCUACAUUUGUUUUCACUUCUUGUACAGUAACCAGUUUUUUUACUGCGUGUUUGUCCGACGAUGACUCUGGGUGUGGAUGCGAUUCUUGGGCUUCUGUUUCCUAUCUUUAUCGAGUCUUGGAGGGGAUUUUUUUCUGGGAUGAGAUGGAGAUGGGAUGGGUUAGGGAUGAGUGAAUGAAUAUGAAAAAAGUCUGCUACUUCAAUUGUGUGAUUUUUUUGGGGUGGUGGUUGUGAUUGAACACAUUUAUGACACUGGAGAAGCUGUAGGAUGGUGGUCUGAGGCUGGGCUGGGUAUACUACUGUAGCUAGCUUCUCGAUCCGGAAUUACAGAC
Messenger RNA from Pseudogymnoascus verrucosus, 2824 nucleotides. RefSeq lists its product as uncharacterized. Bases 1073 to 2068 code for a protein of 331 amino acids. Lineage: Eukaryota; Fungi; Ascomycota; Leotiomycetes; Thelebolales; Thelebolaceae. The transcript is spliced from 3 exons. Gene Ontology annotation, cellular component: extracellular region. The record is from RefSeq and is a predicted model, not a curated record.